UUUUACAGGAAUUAGCAGGAAUAGGUGGCGACACAAAAUUUAUAAAAUCAGACACAACACUGCAGACAAAUGUUUAUUUGUCUGUUGGUUCGGUUUUAGUUUGACGGCAUCAGCAGGUUUGAUAAGGUUGCUGUCUGGAAGCAAAACGAACAUUAGUGACAGAUUUUUUCUUGGUGGCAUGCAGUCUGUUCGUGGAUUUCAAAUGUACGGAGUUGGACCACACAAUGAAAACUGUUCGACUGGAGGAGAUGCAUUCUGGGCAGCAGGUGCUCAUGUCGUCACACCGUUACCCUUCCAACCAGGGAAAAGUAGAUUUGGUGAAUUAUUCAGAACGCAUUUCUUUAUCACCAGCGGCAACUGUGAUGCACUAGCAUUUGGUAGCCAAUGGCGUAAUUCACUUUCAACUUUUCUUUCAAAUGCUCGUUGGUCAUACGGAAUGGGCGUGGCCUUAAACUAGGUUUAGCACGGGUUGAAAUCAACUACUGCAU
This is a messenger RNA of Corticium candelabrum, 488 nucleotides long. RefSeq names its product sorting and assembly machinery component 50 homolog A-like. The transcript has 5 exons. Gene Ontology annotation, cellular component: outer membrane. The coding region runs from base 179 to 457 and encodes 92 amino acids. Lineage: Eukaryota; Metazoa; Porifera; Homoscleromorpha; Homosclerophorida; Plakinidae. The record is from RefSeq and is a predicted model, not a curated record.